UGUCCUUGCGGCGCCGCCCGGGACGCGGGUCAGUGUACGCCGGGCGGUCGGCGUGUUGACCGGACCUCCGGGCGGCGGACUAGCGGCUGCACUCACCAUGUUGUCCCGAGCGGCUCUCAGCUCGAGCAGGACGCUGGUGUCAGCACUGGGGGCUCUGGGUUCCAGGCAGAAGCACAGCCUCCCCGACCUGCCGUACGAUUAUGGCGCCCUGGAGCCUCACAUCAACGCGCAGAUCAUGCAGCUGCACCACAGCAAGCACCACGCGACCUACGUGAACAACCUGAACACCCUCGAGGAGCGGUACCGAGAGGCGCUGGAGAAGGGUGACAUUACAACCCAGGUAGCUCUUCAGGCUGGGCUGAAGUUCAAUGGUGGAGGCCAUAUCAAUCAUUCCAUCUUCUGGACGAACCUGAGCCCUAAGGGUGGUGGUGAGCCCAAAGGGGAAUUGCUGGAAGCCAUCAAACGUGAUUUUGGUUCCUUCGACAAAUUUAAGGAGAAGUUGACCACUGUGUCCGUUGGCGUUCAAGGCUCAGGUUGGGGUUGGCUUGGUUUCAAUAAGGAACAGGGACGCUUGCAGAUUGCUGCUUGUUUUAACCAGGAUCCCCUAGAAGGAACAACAGGUCUUAUUCCAUUGCUGGGGAUUGAUGUGUGGGAGCAUGCUUAUUACCUUCAGUAUAAAAAUGUCAGACCGGAUUAUCUAAAAGCUAUUUGGAAUGUAAUCAACUGGGAGAACGUAACUGAGAGAUACAUGGCUUGCAAAAAGUAAAACAUUAUCAUUAUACUGAGCAGAAUAAGCUUUUUACGACUAUUUUUUGUAGAAGUGCAGAGUACCAUAGUAUACUAAUAAGCUGCUCUGUGAUAGCAUUUCUUAAUGUAGCUUGUUCAAGUAUUUGAUAAACAUGACUUAAUGCUAUGAAUCUCUUGUUUUCAAAUUUUAUUAUUGGGCAACUGAAAAUAAUAAUUGCUUUGUAUGAUUUAGUCUUGAUUGAACACUUUCUUCAAGAGCUGAAAUAGCUAGGAGGUUAGAGUUGUCAUCAUGAAACCAUCACGAAUAUCUCAGCCCUGUCUUCUUAGGGCCUCUUGUGUGGCAGUGGUAGAAAACCUGGUCCUUUGCCCCAGUUGUUUAACUAUAAAAGGUUAAAUUUAUUUCCCAAGGGAAAUGCUCAGUUUUUCUAUUGAAAACUGCUCUUUUUGUAAGUAAUCUGCCUACUAGUACUUCUGGUAGCUAUCACCCAUUGGCCUUUAUUAAUCUUCGGUCACAUGUUACACAGGGUUAACACCAUUUUGUCUUUAAAAAAUAUGUAACUUGAUUGCUAACUGAGAAUUGCUUUAUUAUGGAAAGGAAAUAGUCGUGCGUUUGAAUUUUUCUGUUGGGAGAAAUAGACUUUUGUGUAAACUUUGUCAUCAAACAAAUCUGUGUUAUGUACAUUCGGGCCUUGUUGAUAGCAUGGAUGUUGGGAAUGGGGCCACAGAUCAUUCUGGCUGGGCACUUGUCCCCCCCACUUCCAGUCCUGCUUAUGAGCAUCAUCCCUCGGGGGGAGCCAGCCUGAAUCAGGUGCUGCCUUCCCAGAGAGGCGAAGGGGUUGGUUUCUGGAUGUGGUCAGUGGCAUGUCCCCAUCUAGGAACAUUUCUUUUCAAAGACUUGUUUUUGAGUUAUUCUAUUAUUUUUGAUCUUUUCUUUUAAAACAUGUGCAGUCACUGUAGAAACUUUACAUUGUUUAGUCCUUUGAGUAAAGGCAGAUGAAACCCAUAAUCCAGUGACCCAGCACGUCAAAUGAGUCCUGUGUAGGUUUUGCAGAUGGGACUGUUUAAAUGUAGCAGGGAUCCUUUCUGUAAUUGGGCUUAACAUUGUCACCCAUUCCAUGUUUCAUUUUUCUCUUUAUUUUUACCGGCUGUAUAAUUUAUCAAUUGGAUGCUUCCUAAUUUAUUUUACAUUUCUGAUACUGAAUUUUUCAUUGAUUUCUAAUUGUUACUUACUCAAAUAAUGUAGAGAGCAACCCACAUAGGUUUUGCCUUCUAUUGGAAUAUUUUUUCUAUGUAGGUUUUUUUUCUUAAGCCUAUUCAGUAAUAGAAUGUUUUCCUAAGUUGAUUAUUUCUUCCCCCAAAUUUAUUCUAUUAUUAUUAUUUUUUUUUUUGGCACAGAAAAAUGGAGUAACUUAGCAGUUUCAAUAUUGAAGACUGAAGUUUAAAAAAAAAAUUUAAGGCACUUUUCUUUUAGAAUUCAAGUAGAAAGUACUUAGGCUUUCUGAAUUGUCAACAGUGUCGAUGAGACCAGUGAUAGCUCUGUGUGUGUUUGUGGAUUGAAAACACUUUGAAGACUAGGAUUGCCACCCUUUCUAUACCACAGCACAGUGACUUUCAUAGAGCACAGAUGGGAGUCAUGUGAUUACUGCUUACGUGUAUACAUUAUACACACGCAUACCUGCAUAGAUACAUAUACAUGUAUUAUGCACACACGUAUAUAUAAACAAGGCAGUGAACUCUGUUUAAAUGGACCAUCUAGAAAAACAGAACCUUUUUGAAAGAUGGGCUUUCAAACACAGGUAGUCUGUCAGAUCAUGGUUUAUAUUGAACUAACAAAGAUAUGCAGAGAUUACUGAUUCAUACAGUGCUUUUUGACUUUUAUUAAGCCUUAAGAUUUCAAAAAAGUUCAAUGUUGAAAUUUCUAUGGGGCUCUAUUUUUGCUUUGGUUUUACGUUGAGGGAACAAGGGAAGGCCCACUGUUCUUCCCUAAGGUUUUCGUUUCUCCUCCCCAUCAGAUAGAUUUUAAGAGAUGAAGAUAAAUUACAGAUAAAGAUUUUAGUCAUCCAGUGGAAAAUGAGACUUAAGAUUUUGUUUAGCCCUGUUUUUCAUAGUAGAAAAUAAAUUAAAAAGGAAAGCAGCUGCUUCUGAAAUAAACCAAGUGGUGUUCAUCCAGGAGGGAUUUUUGUGGCCGAAUCAGCAGUGCCUACUCUGGUCUUAAAUGUGCGUCAGACCCCAUAGUGAUUAGUGCUGGAGGAAAGCAGGACACAAGGCGAAUAUCGCCCGAGGUAGGAUCUGCUGCUUGAACUGUUGUGUAACAGUUUUAUUGCACACCUCAAAUUCGUGAUCUUAAAAUGUGAUUUGAGUUUCCGGUGAAUACCUUUAAAAAAGUACCACCAAAACCAUAAAAUUAAGAUUGAUGGGUAUUGUGAGUGUCCUCUCUAAAACUAGGUCUAAAUACAAAUUUUUAUUUCCUGGUUUGAUUUCAGGGGAGCUACUGUUUGGGAAAUUUACUGUUAGGUAAAUGUUUUGUAAAUUACUGUUUCUCAUUUUCAGUCAUACAUAAUGCUUUCGACAAGCUAAUGUCCUGUCUUCUUAGGUACGCAUCAGGCCUGGCUCACAUUAAAAAUCCUGUAACAUCCUGGAUAGUUUUCAUUUAAUUAAUCAAUAGAGAAACACUUAUUUUCCUAUUGUAAGUGUGAAGCUUUUUGAUUGUUAAUAAAAGAAUCUACCAACCAUCAGAA
Molecule: messenger RNA, 3485 nt
Organism: Hyaena hyaena (striped hyena)
Lineage: Eukaryota; Metazoa; Chordata; Mammalia; Carnivora; Hyaenidae
Gene: SOD2
Product: superoxide dismutase 2
Exons: 5
Coding region: 98-766 (222 amino acids)
Biological process (GO): superoxide metabolic process
Cellular component (GO): mitochondrion
Molecular function (GO): superoxide dismutase activity; metal ion binding
Source: RefSeq, a predicted model, not a curated record